This is a messenger RNA of Rhodofomes roseus, 846 nucleotides long. Its product is annotated as alpha/beta-hydrolase. The transcript is spliced from 3 exons. The record is from RefSeq and is a predicted model, not a curated record. Lineage: Eukaryota; Fungi; Basidiomycota; Agaricomycetes; Polyporales; Fomitopsidaceae. Bases 1 to 846 code for a protein of 281 amino acids.
AUGUCUACUCAACAGACGGUUCUCACCUCGCCAGAUGGCACGGAGAUAUGGGCCCAGGAAGCGGGAGAUCGCACGAAACCCGCCAUUAUUUUCAUUCACGGGCUCGCUUGCACGGCCAUAGGGUUCAACGCGCAGUUCUCCGACCCAGGCCUGCUCAGCAGUGCGCAUCUGGUGAGGUAUGAGCUGCGCGGGCAUGGACGCAGCGGCAAGCCAGAAUACCCUGAGGCCUAUAGCGCCAUCCGACAUGCCGAAGACUUCCGUACUGUGUGCGAAGCAUUCGGCGUGGUGAAGCCAAUUGUAGUCGGUUGGAGUCUCGGAGGUAGCAUUCCAGUGGACGUCGUCCGGUAUUAUGGGGCGGACUACAUCGCAGGCAUCGUCUACGUCGGCGGCCCCGUCUUAUCACUCAAUCUCAACAAAGAAUGCUUUCACCCCGCUCUUCUCACUCUAUUCCCGGACCUGAUCUCUCCGGACGCGCAAGUCACAGCCAAGGCUGCAGUGGCGUUCGUCGACUCGUGCUUCGCGGACCCUGCCUCCCUCAGCUUCGAGACCAAGUUGGCCUUCGUCGGGGGCUUUGGCAUGCAGCCGCCUAUCGUCCGCGAAUACUGGGUCACGCGCGAGCAGGACGACCGUGUUUGGCGCGAGAGCGCUCGGGGGAUCCCCGUUCUCAUUGUGCAGGGAACAGCGGACACGCAUUGUUUAUAUGAGAGGAUGAUUGCGCAGGCGAAGGAGAUCUACGUGGACGUGGAGGUGAAGUUGUUGCAGGGAAUAGGGCAUACUCCACAGGUUGAAGCACCGGAGGAGACGAACCGGUACCUCCUCGAUUUCAUACGGCACAUAUCGACGUGA